CUCCCCUCUUUAGUUUGAUCCAAAUCCAACAUGUUGUUUUCAGUUAUUCUCCUGGGCCUCUGUAUUUUCUUCCUUCUUCUCCAGCUCAAACCUCAGAGACCCAAAAACUUCCCACCAGGACCCCCCACUCUGCCUAUACUGGGAAACCUUUUGUACCUGAACUUGAAGAACCCCUUAAAGGACUUUGAGAGGCUAAGGCAGUCCUACGGAAAUGUCUACAGCAUUUUCUUUGGUUUAAAACCAGUUGUUAUGAUCAAUGGAUUUCAGGCCAUGAGGGAAGCAAUGAUAGUCAAAGCUGUUGAUUUUGCUGGACGGCCCCAAGACAUGUUUAUGAAUGAUGUUAUUCAAAGAAAGGGUGUAAUUAUGGCUGAUUAUGGCUCAGUUUGGAGAGAUCAUCGUCGCUUUGCUCUGAUGACAUUGAGAAACUUUGGUCUUGGGAAGAAAUCCAUGGAGGAAAGAAUUCACGAAGAGGUUGAAUGCACAAUUGAGACACUGGAGAAAAACAUAGGUAAAACCCUGUGUCCUCAAUUUAUGUUCCAUAAUGCAGCCUCCAACAUUAUCUGCAGGGUUUUGUUUGGAACCCGUUAUGAAUAUGAAGAUGAGAUAAUCCAAACUAUUGUUAAGUGCUUUACUGACUUGACCAGGAUGGCCAAUGGAAUGUGGGCUAUGUUGUAUAACUCCCUCCCUUUCAUUCGCCCACUGCCCCUGCCCUUUAGGAAGGCCUUUAAGGACAUUGAGGUUUUUCUGAGUAUUGCAGUUGGUUUGGUGAAUGAACACAAGAAGACCAGAGUCCCUGGAGAGCCGCGAGAUUUUGUGGACUGCUAUCUCGAUGAACUGGAUAAGGAAGAAGAGGGAUCUUCUUUUUCUGAAGAACAGCUGGUAAGGCACACCUUUGAUCUUUAUAUUGCUGGGACGGACACCACCUCCAACACUCUUCUCACAGGCUUUCUUUACCUCAUGAACUACCCUCAAAUUCAAGAACGAUGUCAGCAGGAGAUUGACCAGGUCCUAAAGGGGAAGGAGAGAGUCUCUUUUGAUGACAGACACAACAUGCCUUAUAUGCAGGCUGUGAUCCAUGAAAUUCAGAGGAUUGCCAACACUCUUCCUCUCGGUGUCCUCCACAGCACAACUAGAGACACAGAGCUUAUGGGAUACUUUAUUCCUAAGGGUACAACAAUCGUCCAGAACAUGAUUUCUGUCCUGAGUGAGGAAGGACAGUGGAAAUUCCCUCAUGAAUUUAACCCUGAAAACUUCUUGAAUGAACAGGGAAAGUUUGUCAAACCAGUGGCCUCUAUACCUUUUUCUGCGGGACCUCGGAUGUGCCUUGGAGAGGGUCUGGCUCGUAUGGAGCUCUUCCUCUUCAUAGUGACACUGCUGAGGAAGUUUAACUUCAUCUGGCCAGAAGAUGCUGGUGAACCAGACUUUACUCCACUAUAUGGAAUAACUCUGACUCCUAAACCUUAUCCCAUGAAGAUCCAGCUGAGACAAAAACAAUGA
Molecule: messenger RNA, 1497 nt
Organism: Cyprinodon variegatus (sheepshead minnow)
Lineage: Eukaryota; Metazoa; Chordata; Actinopteri; Cyprinodontiformes; Cyprinodontidae
Product: cytochrome P450 2B4-like
Exons: 11
Coding region: 31-1497 (488 amino acids)
Biological process (GO): xenobiotic metabolic process
Cellular component (GO): intracellular membrane-bounded organelle; cytoplasm
Molecular function (GO): heme binding; iron ion binding; oxidoreductase activity, acting on paired donors, with incorporation or reduction of molecular oxygen, reduced flavin or flavoprotein as one donor, and incorporation of one atom of oxygen
Source: RefSeq, a predicted model, not a curated record